Vairimorpha ceranae is the source of this 1989-nucleotide messenger RNA. RefSeq names its product gpi ethanolamine phosphate transferase. NCBI's taxonomy places the organism in Eukaryota, Fungi, Microsporidia, Nosematidae. Gene Ontology annotation, molecular function: mannose-ethanolamine phosphotransferase activity. The transcript has a single exon. Gene Ontology annotation, biological process: GPI anchor biosynthetic process. Gene Ontology annotation, cellular component: endoplasmic reticulum membrane. Bases 1 to 1989 code for a protein of 662 amino acids. The record is from RefSeq and is a predicted model, not a curated record.
AUGUUUACAAAAUGUUUGAUACUUUUAAAUAUAUAUUUUUUUCUAAACGGCAUUUUUAAGCGUGUAAAGUUCGACACAAACAUUUCUACUAUGAAAUCUAAACCAAAAUAUGAUUCAGUUAUUUAUAUCGUGCUUGAUGCCUUGAGAUAUGACUACAUACAAGAUAGAGCAAAAAAUAGCUCUCAUUUUUUACACAAUAAAAUGUCAAAAUACAACAGUAUAAAAGACAAAUUUGAAGCAUUGAGCGUGUGUGGAAUCCCUACAUCAACAACGUGUAGAGUUACCGGGUUGCUUACUGGAACACCUUCUAAUUUUUUAGAAGGUAUGAAGACCUUUUUAAAAUCUUCUUUAGAUAUUGAUAACAUGGUUAAUCAGAUGUAUGACAAAUAUAAAGGUAGUGUGUCUUUUUUUGGUGAUGCUACCUGGCUAAAUUUAUGUCCAAUAUUAAAAAAAUGCCACACUUACGCAAUAGAUCCUUAUUCAAAAAAAGAUUUAAUUAUUAAUGAAGAAAAUGCAAUCACGGCUUUAAAAAAACGAGUAAAUAUUGAUAAAGCUAUUUUAUGUCAUUUAAUUUCACUUGAUUCUCUUGGUCACAUACAUCGAACAACUUCUCAUCCAGAAUUAAAGGAUUCUUUAGAGAGAUUUGAUAAUAUGAUUAAUGAUGUUUUCACUAAAAUGGGAGAUAAUACAUUACUAGUACUAACAAGCGAUCAUGGUGUUACUGAUGAAGGUGAACAUGGGGGUGUUAGCACACAUGAAAUGUCGUCAUUUGUUUCUUUCAUUUCCAAAAAACCGAUGCAAAUCUUUAAUGUUGAUAAUAAAUUGAAAAAAAUUAGAAAAAAUUUUCUAGGAAAGCGAUAUGACCUUGAAAAUAACUUUUUUAUAAAAAAUAAAGGUUUUCAAAGACCUUAUAUAGUGCAUCAAGAUGAUAUUCUUCCCACAGUGUGUUAUUUAUUAGGUGUUUGUGUACCUCAAAAUGUACAUGGUAAUGUUAUACACGAACUUGUCGACGAUAGUGAUUUUUUACAAAAAUUUUAUGAACAAAAAUGUUUAAUGGUCGGCAGAAAAGCGUUUAACUUUACGAAGAAAGAUGAUUUGUACAUGGCACAUUACAAAUUAUCAGAAGAAAUAUAUAAUUAUUUCUCUGGACAACAUCAGAUGUAUUUAAUUAUAAGCUUUGUUAUAUCGCUUGUCCUUUUAAAAAAAUUGAUAUUUAAAUUUUUACAAAAUAUUAAAAACGUAAAGUUGCAAAAUAUAUGGCGAAAUUUUGAUAUGCGCUGGUUUACAAUAUUUUCUGCUAUAAUUAUUGUGUCACAUUCCGUCGGAGCAAUUAAAAACGAAUCAUUAGUUUGGAUAUUAACUUUUCUAUUUUGCAAUACUGGUUUAAAUAAUAUAAUUUUAGUAAAUAUGAUUUGGCUACAUGAUAAAACUGACAUUUUAUCUAAUAUUAGCUUCUAUACAUGUCUGAUUGUUUAUCUCUUAAUUUUACAAAGAAAAAACUUAAAAUUUUACAUUUUAUUGUGUAUUAGUGUUAUAAAAGAUUUUUUCCCAUUUUUUAUAAGUUCUUCCACCAGAGAAAUCAUUUCAUUAUAUCCAGAAAACAAGGUUUUAGCAUUUUUAAUUUACAAGCCAAAAAUGAAUUUAAUUUUACUGAUUUUACCAUAUCUGAAUAUUGAUGAUAUAUGCAUUUAUCCACUAAUUAAUCUUUUAAGUGGCCUAAAAGAUCUAGAAAAAAUUGAUUAUUCUGUAGCUUACGUGUUUACUGAUACACCGUCAUAUUUUGAGACCGCUAUUCCAUUUAUAUUUUAUUUUGUUUAUUGUAGAAAACUGGUUAAAAGACCAAAAAGUUACUUUUAUAUCAAUUUAUUCAGUUUAUUGUGCACUUUUACUGUUACUUACUGGGAAUUUGAUACUAUGUCAUUUUAUUUUCAUUUUGCGUCUAGAUGUUUUUUUGUGUGUCUAUUUUGCAUUAUAGAUUUGUUUAAUUAA